GUCAAGCGCAAGUUCCGUUUCCGCCUGUCCCAGAGCACGGGCCUAUCUCGCGAGACCGGGAGGCACACGUGCGUUCCUCGGGUUCAUGUUGCGGUAGCCAUGGACGCUUUGGAUCGAAUUGUAAAGCCCAAAACGAAAAGAGCCAAGAGAUUCCUUGAGAAGAGGGAACCGAAACUCAGUGAAAAUAUUAAAAAUGCUAUGCUGAUUAAAGGGGGAAAUGCAAAUUCCAUGGUGACACAAGUACUUAAAGAUGUGUAUGCCCUGAAAAAACCAUAUGGCGUUCUGUAUAAAAAGAAAAACAUUACAAGACCAUUUGAGGAUCAGACGUCAUUGGAAUUCUUUUCAAAGAAGUCAGAUUGCUCUUUAUUUAUGUUUGGCUCCCAUAAUAAGAAGCGGCCAAAUAAUCUAGUAAUAGGUCGUAUGUAUGACUAUCAUGUGCUGGAUAUGAUUGAAUUGGGUAUUGAGAAAUUUGUCUCUCUGAAAGAUAUUAAGAAUAGUAAAUGUCCUGAGGGAACAAAACCCAUGUUAAUAUUUGCUGGUGAUGAUUUUGAUGUAACAGAAGACUACAGAAGGCUAAAAAGUCUUCUUAUUGAUUUCUUCAGAGGCCCCACAGUAGCAAAUAUCCGCCUGGCUGGUUUAGAGUAUGUUCUGCACUUCACUGCACUGAACGGGAAGAUUUAUUUUCGGAGCUAUAAGUUGCUGUUGAAGAAAUCUGGUUGCAGAACACCAAGGAUUGAAUUGGAAGAGAUGGGACCCUCAUUGGAUCUGGUUCUGAGGAGGACACAUCUGGCAUCAGAUGAUCUUUAUAAAUUAUCUUUGAAAAUGCCAAAAGCCCUCAAGCCAAAGAAGAAGAAAAAUGUCUCCCAUGAUACUUUUGGUACAACUUAUGGAAGGAUUCAUAUGCAGAAGCAAGACCUAAGCAAACUACAAACCAGGAAAAUGAAGGGGUUGAAGAAGCGACCUGCAGAAAGGAUAACAGAAGACCAGGAGAAAAAAUCAAAGAGAAUUAAAAAAAACUGAUGGAACUUAGCCAGUGACUAUAAUGUUAUUGUAGUCUGUUUACUUAAGAGUAUUAUCAAUCAUCAGGCAUUUGUAAGUUUCUUAUAAAAGAUUUUAUUAAAUGUUUUUAUAGUAUGGUAAUUUACCUAAACUAUAUAUUAUAUAUAUUAUGAACACUAAUCUACUGGUAUUAGGUUGAA
Lutra lutra (Eurasian river otter) is the source of this 1199-nucleotide messenger RNA. It is a transcript of the gene RPF2, whose product is annotated as ribosome production factor 2 homolog. The transcript is spliced from 10 exons. Gene Ontology annotation, cellular component: nucleolus. The record is from RefSeq and is a predicted model, not a curated record. Gene Ontology annotation, molecular function: rRNA binding. Gene Ontology annotation, biological process: ribosomal large subunit assembly; maturation of LSU-rRNA from tricistronic rRNA transcript (SSU-rRNA, 5.8S rRNA, LSU-rRNA). Lineage: Eukaryota; Metazoa; Chordata; Mammalia; Carnivora; Mustelidae. The coding region runs from base 100 to 1020 and encodes 306 amino acids.